AUGCUUCGGUCCGGACGCGUGCGUUACAUCGUCUCCUCAAUUAUAACGCGAAUUGUUUACCUUUUUGCUAUCAUUAAAGUCGUGAAUACUAUCGAGUAUGGAGUUCCUAUAGAAAUUAAAUUAUGGGACUCGAAACGGAGUCCUUUAUCUCACAUGGUCGAUGUCACAAACGAAUUCGGUUUGAAAAUUCUUGCGGAACAUAAUUUUUUAAAUGACAACAAUAUUGCAUUUUCGCCCUACGGAUUAAUGGGUAUUCUAGUUGCACUUUAUGAGGGUGUUGAUGGUGAAUCGUCAUACCAAAUUCAGCGAAGUAUGCAGCUACCUUGGAACCGGAAUGUAAUGCGAAUCGGUUUUCGGGACAUACAUCGCACUCUAAAAACCUAUUUUGUACCUGAGGAAGGCUUUUUAGCUGGAUUAGCGUUAAAUAAUGAAAAUGUUACUUUUAAUGAAAGCUACAAGAAAAUUUUACGAUUUUAUGGGUUUGAUUUAGAUAAGGAAUCAUCUAUUCCUCCGUCGGUGAAUAAUACAAGUAAUAAUAAUAAUCAAAGUAAUACUAUGAGCCCCAACAAUACGUCUCUUAAUGAUGUCACUACUGCAACUGAAACGACAACUGAAUCCGUAACAGGUCGUGAAGACCCAUUAAGUUCUAAAGUUACUGAAAGUGCUAAAGAAGAAACAACACUUAAUCCAAACGCUGAAACUAUAAAUACUGUAGACAUUCGUGAACGCGAACCUACAACAACCUUAACACCGGUUACUGAGAAUACAUCUUCAUCAAUUAGUUCGAUUAAAAUAAGUCCUGCUAACGAUGAUGUGACCCAAACGACAGAACAAUCAUCUACGCCUGUUUCAAGUAUGAUUACAGAGUCAGUCGCAGUAACGGAUACUACUAGUACCAUACUAAGUACUCAACCCACAACCAAUGAGCCCACCGAAACAAGCGGGUCUACUACAAACAGUGAAUCUGAUAGUACUAUAACACAAAUGAUGACGUCUAAUGUUGAUGUGACUACCAAUAAUAUAGAUCCUUCAACAGCCAAUUUAAAUACUAUAACGAGUACACAAGUGACAGAAUCAGACGUCUCGUCUACUACAACUACAGAAAUACAGCAAACUGAAACAACACUUUCUACUGAAACGAGCACACUGGUAUCCACAAUGCCAACUACAUCCACUUUGGAAACACUUGCACGUAAAAAAAAGUCGAUUGUAGACUUUCUUUUUACAAAUCCACCGGACGUUGAUGAUUUUUUGGUAUAUAGAUCAUUCGAUGUGGGUUUAGAAUUAUCUGAGGAAAGUAAAGAGAACGAAAAGAUGUUUUUGGUUAAUGGACUAAGAAAUAUGCAGGUCACCUACAUGCAUUACGACUCCGUAUUGGAAUAUGCCUAUCUACCACAUCUAGAGGCAUCAGCGCUUCGUUUGCCGUUAGACAGCGAACGAUAUUACUUACUUGUCGUUUUGCCUAAUCGAAGAGGGAGUGGAGAACUGGCUAGAUUGUUAGGCCGAAUGGCGCGGGAGUCCGACUUGUCUGACGUGUAUGCCGCUUUACGUCCUCGUCGUGUAAGAGCUGUGGUUCCAAGUUUUAUUGUGAAAGGACACAUAACGCUGACAACAGACUUGCAGAAGUUAGGAAUACAUGACGUGUUUGAGCCCCGACAGCACGACUUCACUCCGAUGACUCCUCAGCCAGGUGUAUACGUACGGAGCAUAGAGCAGGCCGUCUCCGUUGCUAUACGAAAAUACCAGCCAGAUGUUAAGAACAGGUAUAUAAGCAACCGUAAUCAGGUAGUCUUUUCUGCAUCACAUCCCUUCUUGUAUUUCGUCAUGGAUUCCAAUAUUCAUGUUGCACUAAUGGCUGGAAAAUUGAUGGAUCCUCUGAAUACACGAAUAUUAUAAU
Melitaea cinxia (Glanville fritillary) is the source of this 1897-nucleotide messenger RNA. RefSeq lists its product as uncharacterized. The coding region runs from base 1 to 1896 and encodes 631 amino acids. The record is from RefSeq and is a predicted model, not a curated record. Gene Ontology annotation, molecular function: serine-type endopeptidase inhibitor activity. The transcript has 5 exons. NCBI's taxonomy places the organism in Eukaryota, Metazoa, Arthropoda, Insecta, Lepidoptera, Nymphalidae.